This is a messenger RNA of Ceratosolen solmsi marchali, 989 nucleotides long. It is a transcript of the gene zetaCOP, whose product is annotated as COPI coat complex subunit zeta. The transcript has 5 exons. Lineage: Eukaryota; Metazoa; Arthropoda; Insecta; Hymenoptera; Agaonidae. Gene Ontology annotation, biological process: intracellular protein transport; intra-Golgi vesicle-mediated transport; retrograde vesicle-mediated transport, Golgi to endoplasmic reticulum. The coding region runs from base 269 to 805 and encodes 178 amino acids. Gene Ontology annotation, cellular component: COPI vesicle coat. The record is from RefSeq and is a predicted model, not a curated record.
UGGCGUUUAUUGCUUCAGUUAAGAAAUCUUACACCGAACAUCCCCGACAAUUUAACAAGCAAACCUCCCUGACUUCUUUCCAUUAAAAGCUCCUUUAUUUAUUGGACUUGAUUGUUUGGCACCAGAUGGCUGCAUUAAUAUCCCAAUUGUAGAUUUCAAUUGAAGUUUGGAUACUUGGGUGCGUUAAUUGUAUGUGCUGACAGAGCCAGCCGAGUGGAAAAAUCCCCAUCCAAUUGUGGCAAUAAGACACGUCAAUUUUGACGUUGCAAUGGACGGUCAACUAUUGGAGCCAACGUUGUAUACGAUCAAAGGUAUAAGUAUCUUGGAUAAUGAUGGGAACAGGAUACUGGCCAAGUAUUAUGACAAAAAUAUUUUUCCAACGUCCAAGGAGCAGAAAGCGUUUGAGAAAAAUUUGUUUAAUAAAACACACAGAACUAAUGCGGAAAUUAUAAUGUUAGAUGGGCUCACGUGUGUGUAUAAAAGUAACGUUGAUCUAUUUUUUUAUGUAAUGGGGAGCUCGCACGAGAACGAGCUGAUUUUAAUGAGCGUGUUGAAUUGUUUAUACGAAUCUGUAAGCCACAUUCUUCGUAAGAACGUUGAAAAGAAGGCAGUAUUGGAUAGUUUAGAUAUUGUUAUGCUGGCAGUUGAUGAAAUUUGUGACGGUGGUAUAAUUCUCGACGCCGAUGCCACCAGUGUUGUUCAAAGAGUAGCCUUGAGGACGGAUGACAUACCUUUAGGCGAACAGACAGUUGCACAAGUUUUACAAUCCGCCAAAGAGCAACUGAAAUGGUCAUUAUUAAAAUAAUUUUACAUUUAAUUUCUAAAAUUUUAAUAUUUUCAUAAAACAAGUAUUAUGUUUAAUUAUUUUUUAAUUAAGAACUGAUAAGAUAUAUGCAUUCCAAGAUUGCAUUAUUCUUUCUACAUUGGUAAACUUAUAAACGUUAAUUAGUGACAAAACUAUUCUAAUUAUUAUUUUACGAAUGACAGUU